CCUAAUUGUUGUGAUAAACUUAUUAAAUAGAUCAGAUUGUUUCAAAUUCUACAGGAAUUUGCUUACAGCAAGAAAAUGGCAACCAAAAUGAAAGGAGCGAAGGACUUUUUGAAUGACUUGGCGAUGCCGACUGUCAAAGGCGAAGGUAUGCGAGGUCUGGCAGUGUUCAUCUCCGACAUCAGAAACUGCAAAAGCAAAGAGGCAGAAGUGAAACGAAUCAACAAAGAAUUGGCAAACAUCAGAUCGAAGUUCAAAGGAGACAAGACACUUGACGGAUACCAGAAGAAGAAAUACGUCUGCAAGUUGCUCUUCAUUUUUCUCCUAGGACAUGAUAUCGACUUCGGACACAUGGAGGCUGUUAACUUACUCAGCUCCAACAAGUAUUCAGAAAAACAAAUUGGUUAUUUGUACAUCUCAGUAUUACUGAACAACCAGAACCAUGAGCUGAACAAAUUGAUAGUUCAGUCCAUCAAGAACGACCUCGGGUCUGCACAGCCAAUCCACAUCAACCUGGCGCUGCAGUGCAUUGCAAACAUAGCCGGCAAAGAGAUGGCCAUGUCACUGGGUCCAGACAUCCCUAAACUGCUGACUUCCGGUGAUGUCAGUCCAGAUGUGAAGCAGAGUGCGUCACUCUGUCUUCUGAAACUCCUCAGAACGUGUCCCGAGGCUGUUCCUCACGGAGAAUGGGCGACAAGAGUGGUUCAUCUGCUUAAUGAUCACCAUUUGGGUGUAGUGACCGCAGCCACAAGUCUGAUUCACGAAUUGGUGAGGCGCAACCCAGAAGACUACAAAUCCUGCGUCUCUCUCGCCGUUUCAAGACUAUGCAGGAUAGUGACGGCCAAUUACACGGACUUGCAGGACUACACGUACUACUUCGUAGCUGGUCCGUGGCUGUCGGUGAAGUUGCUCCGGCUGCUCCAGCUCUACCCUACUCCAGAGGAUCCGGCCAUCCUGCAGAGACUCAGCACUUGUCUCGACAACAUCCUCAACCGAACCAACGAAGCACCCAAAUCGAAGAAGGUGCAACAUAGCAAUGCUAAAAACGCAGUACUUUUCGAAGCCAUCAACCUCAUAAUUCACAUGGAGAACGACGAGCGACUUCUCACUCGUGCCUGCCAGCAACUCUGUCUCUUCCUCUCCCACAAAGAGACCAAUCUGCGAUAUCUGGCUCUGGAGAGCAUGUGUAAUCUGGCUAGCACUGGGUGUGGGAAGUACAUAGAACCGGCUCAGUUGAACCCAGUUAUUAACUCGUUGAAGAGUGAGCGGGACAUAAGUGUGAGACAGAGAGCGGUGGAUCUGUUGUAUGCGAUGUGUGACUACCAGAAUGUGAAGACAAUUGUAGCUGAGAUGCUGUCUUAUUUAGAACUGGCAGAUUACUCCAUCCGAGAAGAACUGGUACUGAAAGUGGCGAUCUUGAGCGAGAAAUGGGCGAAGGACUACACGUGGUAUGUGGAUACGAUUCUACGAUUGAUCAGAGUGGCAGGAGACUAUGUCUCGGAGGAAGUGUGGCACCGAGUCAUACAAAUAGUCACCAAUGUCGACACUGUCAGACAUUACGCGGCUAAGACAGUGUUCGAGGCACUACAAGCCAAUGCAUGUCACGAGAACAUGGUCAAAGUGGGAGGGUAUAUUCUAGGUGAGUUCGGACACUUGAUAGCCAAGGAUCCGAGCUCCACACCUCUCACGCAGUUUCAGCUCUUACAUUCCAAGUUUCCUCUGUGCUCUGUGUCGACGAGAAUAAUGCUGCUCAACACAUACGUCAAGUUUGCAAAUGUGUUUGAGGAGUACGCAGGCGUCAAAGAUGCUAUCAAAGAUGUUCUUCUGAAUGAUUCCAAUAUUAAGAGCAGCGACGUAGAACUUCAGCAGAGGGCAUCGGAAUACCACAGACUGAUUACUAUGAACAACACGGAUGUCCUGAAUACUGUAUUGGACGAGAUGCCUGCUUUCCCCGAAAAAGAGUCGAGCCUUCUGGCUAAAUUGAAGCAGUACAGUAGAACAAACGCAAUUGGCGCUCAGAACGAAGAAGAGGAGGGUGAAACUGGAACUUCAAAGCAGAUGCCAGCCGCCAAGGUCAGAUCAACUGAUGACGUCAGAACAAACGGCGAGGCUCCAGCGAACGUAUCCGGAAAGUCCUCACCAGUUCCAAACAUUCCGCCGUCAGUCUCUGAGGACUUGUUGCAACUUGGGGACUCCCAACUAGAUUUCUCGACACCAGUUUCGAGUACCAACCCUUAUGCCCAGUCGAAUGCAGUUGGAGAUCUAGGCAGUAAUCUGGACCCUCUUCUGGAUAUUUUUGGACCUGGUCCGACUACUAAUGGAUCUCUGACGAAUGGUUCACUCAGCUCUUUGCCCGGAGGAGUUCAUCCAAAUGCUGAAGAGGCUUUCAAGAGAUUCGUGCUUUCCGACUCAGGCGUGUUACAUGAAGAUGAUCAGAUCCAUAUUAGCGCGCAAAUUGAACCCCGUCAAUCAACUGCUAUUAAACCUCCUUACCAAGCACAACUGACGCUUCUGUUCUCGAACAGUGCAGCUUCUCCUCUCAACGACUUCAGCAUCUCCGUUAAGUUGCCCGAAAACCUCUCCGACUUCUUAUCUGUAAACAUGAUUCCGAUCACGCCUCCUUCCCUCGCCCCUGGAGCACAAGCGAAGCAGAUGGUGGAAGUGACAUGCAAAGCAGACUACAUGACGAAGCCAAUCCUCAAUGUCUGCUUCACAAAUGGAGGCAGUGGUCUUCCUACAAACCUGUCAGUGUACCUGCCCCUGCCUGUGAGCAAGUUUUUCCAGCCGGUCGUGUUCAACUCUGGCGACUUCUUCACCAAGUGGAAGUUCCUCAGCCAGCCUUCGCAGGAGUGCCAGAAGAUAUUCGCUGCCAAAUUUCCACCCAUUAACACCGUAACUGACCAUAGCAAACUGCAAGGCUUUGGCAUGGGUCUGCUGCUCAACAUAGAUCCCAACCCGGCCAACUAUGUAUGCGCGGGCGUAUUAUACACCACCAGUGCUAACGUCGGAGUCCUGCUGAGGCUAGAGCCGAACCUACAGUCACAGAUGUACAGAUUAACAGUCAGAUCACUCAAAUCUUCAGCUGCACAGGCUGUCUGUGAACUACUUGAGCCACACUUUUGAAACCCUCUUCUUUUCAAUCCCUCUGCGAAUUAUUUCACGAGAUAGCCAAUGGCAAAAUUAUGACGUCAUAAUUAACUCUCCUCGGUCCUAUUUCCAACUAGUCUGUUUUACGCAAGCGAGCCUAUGUACUUCUGAAGUCAGACAUUUUCAAAAGUUUGACGGCAGUUUUUGUUGCUACUUGCUUUUUAUAGGUCGCAGGCUUUCAAUUCAAGAUGCUUACUUUAAUUGCGGUUAUGACAGUUAAAUUUAAUAAUCUGUUCUUGUAGUGCUUCAUCUCAAUCAAGGCUCAAUAAAUUCUAGUGUGAGCAAAAAUAUACUCAUAGAUUUUGAUUUUUUAUUUCGUUCCAGAAAUGGUUUCGAUCUUCGUAAUUAUUGGUAAGUUCAAGACGUAUAUCUGCCUUUUACAAUCAAAUACGGUUUCUGAUCAUACGAUAGAAUUUAGCGUCAAAAAACGGACUCGGCUUCAAUAACCAAUCAGUUGUUGCGGCAUGGCUAUUCAAAUUUCGACUGGUAAAAAGAGAGCUGGCUGCUGAAUUUUUUUUGAAUUACCUUGAUCUACGCCUCAUAUAUUGAAUUGCAGAUUUGACAUUAAUUUCAAUUAUCUCGAUUAAACGUGAAGCCCAAAAAUACUUGAUAGAAAAAGCAUUGAUUUUUUCUGAACUAUGAUUCUUAUUUGAGUGUGAAAUGGUUCAAUCGAAUCCAUUUUUUGCUUUUUGCUAAGACCGUGUCAUACUACGCGUACGCUAUAUAUGCAAUGUACCAUGCACAUUUGAAUGAAUUUUUGUGUUUAUUUAUUCAAUUCAUUAUAGCUGAGCUAAUUGUUAUCCCAAAAUUAUCACAAAAAUCAAAAUCCACAAUUUAAUGGCGCAAUUGUAUGUUACGAUGAUUUACCAAUUGUUGCAAACACGGAAAACAAAUCGAAGCAAUAUUUAUAUAUUUUCACUGCAGAGGUAGUUUGUUGCCAGUAUUGUUUAUCUAUAAAUUAAAAUGUUAAUCUAUUCUUUGUAGCCUUUUGAGACUGAUUGUUACAAUAUUUAUUUUGAUCUGUUCCGACUCUUUCGGGAACAUACCCAGGUUGAUGCAGUUUUGCUCAAAUGCCAUUAUAAACCCAGAUAUAUAUGCCUGAUUGUGCUACAGUUAUGAUUCGGUAUAUCGCAAAAAAAAUCCAUUUUUCAAUUUCUAGAUACUGGCAAUAUCUUAGAAAAAUUAGCUUGAUCUGACAGUUUUUGGAAUAAGACUCAAGAUUACUUUUUAUGAUCUAUCAUGCGUGAAGUCGUGAAAAAAAGAUGUGUUGAAAGGUGGAGCUUAUUGAAGCCAUUGUCACCCCAAACGUAAUUUGACUUGCCCUGGUAAAAGUGGAUAGGGUCUCGAUGUCCAGAAAUAAGUGAAUGAAAGUUGACCAAUAACGUGUAUUAAGUAUACCAUGAGACGUAAUUUUGCAUCCUAUAGAUUGUAUUGUAUAAAUCAAAAUUGUUCUUCUCCAUUUGAAUAUUUGUUUAGACUUAAAUAAAUUAUGAAUUGAAAUUUUCUACUCUCG
This is a messenger RNA of Symsagittifera roscoffensis, 4657 nucleotides long. RefSeq names its product AP-2 complex subunit alpha-2-like. Gene Ontology annotation, molecular function: clathrin-cargo adaptor activity. The transcript has 17 exons. The record is from RefSeq and is a predicted model, not a curated record. Gene Ontology annotation, biological process: intracellular protein transport; clathrin-dependent endocytosis. The coding region runs from base 76 to 3120 and encodes 1014 amino acids. NCBI's taxonomy places the organism in Eukaryota, Metazoa, Xenacoelomorpha, Acoela, Convolutidae. Gene Ontology annotation, cellular component: AP-2 adaptor complex; membrane coat.